AUGACCUCACAAUGGUUGAAUGUCUGUGUUUUAAUAAAAUGCACUAAGAAUAAUGUGCUGAAGUACUGUGUCAUGAGCACAGACAUCUACAMGAUCCCUUGCCAGUCAAAGAGACGGAGAAAAAGUGCAAGUACUGUCUGGACAAACAGUCUCUUUUACAAUCCUUCAGUCAACAAGAUGAGUAACAGUUUGUUUUACUUGGUAUCUGAAGAUAUCUUGUUGAAGAUKUUUUCUUUUUUGACUCUUCGAGAUUUGCAGACAGCUUCAAAGGUUUGUAAAAUAUGGCGACGGGUCAGCAGAGACAGCUCGCUAUGGUCAUCUCUCAACCUYCAGCCAUACAGCAACACAAUCAAAGACAAAACUCUUCUAGAUAUCUUAACAAAUAACUUCGCUCCUCUUGGACGAAAACUUUCACUCAGUGAAUUCAACGUCAAUUCUAAUACCAUACAGUUUCUGUUCCGAGAAUGCAAGUAUCUACACACUUUAGAUUUACGAAAAUGUAAAUUCCAAAUCACUAAUGGCCAGUGGUACGUUGGAUUUGACUUCAAGUCUUUGAAAAGAAUUGAUUUGAGGGAUGUUCGUGGGUAUUCACUGGAAGUUGAGUCUGUGUUAGAGCAGGCUGAUGGUCUGGAAUGCUUAGGUAUGUACUGUUGCUUCCCUUCGCGUAUCAGCCAAWCAGUAUUCAGCAACAAGCCUCAACUGCGCAUACUCGACUGCAGCCAAUGUGAUUGGCUGAUAGAUGACUUUGUUGACGUCAUCGCGAAAAAUUGUCCUCGACUUGAGUAUCUUUCUCUUGCUCGGUGUUACAACUACAUCGGCCAUUCACUGAAGACAUUACUGAAACACUGUCACAAACUUACAACUCUUCUAUUAACUGGGACAAGAAUAGAUGAUUCUAGUUUGACGGAUGCAGAUUGGGGUGSCUCSAACAUAACRUCUUUAGACAUUCAACACUGUGCCCGCGUAUCCCACGUUGGUGUUACAGCGGUUUUAUCAAGCAUACAACGCCUGCGCUACUUAAAGUGUGCGCUGACUGAAGAAGACUGCAGGGCCUUACAACACAAAGGGUUCCCGCAUGUCAAAACCCUCCAGAUUAAUAGRCGYUUUCCUAUAAUCAUCGACAACGCUGUUAACCUUUUGAUUGGAUGUCCUAUGAUCACGUGUUUGRACAUUUCCUCGAUACCAUUCUCUCACGUCCAUUUUAAAGCUUUUUUACCCAGCAUGYCUCAKUUGAAAAGGAUCUGUGUCGCAGCUAAUGAAAUAAGUGGUACAAAUCACAUCGUCGAUACAUUGGCCGAAUAUAACCCGUAUAUACACGCUAUAUGGAUAAUAUAUUAUCACUGCAAUGAGAGAGAAAAUAUCAUCAAUGCCUUUAUUAGGAUGGCUACAAAUUGUAAAUGCUUGAAAAAAGUGAAUUUAACUGGUCUUUAUGUAAGUGAGUUUCUUAAGGAACUUCAGCUUGAUGUAGAAAUUGCUACAGGAAGAACAGAUAUUGAAUUUAUGCAAAAUCAGAUAUUCCCGUUGCCACAACCUGAAAAUAACCUUGACGAAAGUAUGAAGUUUUGA
Messenger RNA from Exaiptasia diaphana, 1566 nucleotides. RefSeq lists its product as uncharacterized. Gene Ontology annotation, molecular function: protein binding. Gene Ontology annotation, biological process: SCF-dependent proteasomal ubiquitin-dependent protein catabolic process; positive regulation of protein ubiquitination. The coding region runs from base 1 to 1566 and encodes 521 amino acids. The record is from RefSeq and is a predicted model, not a curated record. NCBI's taxonomy places the organism in Eukaryota, Metazoa, Cnidaria, Anthozoa, Actiniaria, Aiptasiidae. The transcript has 3 exons. Gene Ontology annotation, cellular component: SCF ubiquitin ligase complex.